AAGAAAGAUGGCGGCGCCCUGUGACCGCAGGAUUAACUAAAACUCUCCUGUCCUUCGCAUGUCUGUCUCAUCUGUCUCGCGGGCUCGUCUGUCCCUCAGCUCGUCUGUUUGACGAGCUUCACUGAACCCUUCCGCCAUGAUGCUGCUGCUGCGUUCACUGACCUCAGGCUCUCUCUGCAGAAGCUCCUGGACCCGUUCCUGCUGGACUCACUCUCCAGGAUGGAUGCUGCACCGCUCCUCGCGGCCUCCGGGGGGCACGGUGGCCCAGAUUUGGACCUUGGCUCAGAGAGCGGCCCGCCAGCAGCCCAGACCCUCGGGCCUGGUCCUGAGACAGCUGCUGGGUCCGAUGGCGGUCCUGAGCGUGUCGGCCCGCCUGCUGUGCCGCUCCGCUCGCUGCGAUGCCGACGUCAACAACAACAGCAGACAGCCGCACGCCGCGGCCGGCCCAGACUUCAACUGGCACGUCCUGUGGGAGUUCGUCAAGCCGCAGCUGCUGGCGCUGGUGUGCGCCGUGGUGCUGGCCUUCGGAGCCGCCGUCCUGAACAUCCACAUCCCGCUGAUGCUCGGGGACCUGGUCAACGUGGUGGCGCGGUACCUGCGGGAGCACACGGGGAACUACGUCCAGGAGAUCAGAGGCCCCGCCCUCAAGCUGCUCACUCUCUACGGAGUCCAGGGCCUGCUCACCACCGGCUACAUCAUCCUGCUGUCCCGGGUCGGAGAGAGAGUCGCCGCAGACAUGAGGAAGACGCUCUUCUCGUCCCUGCUCAGACAGGAUGUGGCGUUCUUCGACGCCAAUAAAACGGGUCAGCUGGUGAACCGACUGACUGCAGACAUCCAGGAGUUCAAGUCCUCCUUCAAACUGGUCGUUUCUCAGGGUCUCCGUAGCCUCACCCAGACGGUCGGCUGCUUCGUGUCUCUCUACCUGAUCUCGCCGAAGCUCACCGGUCUCACCGUGGUGGUUCUGCCCUGUCUGGUGGGGGCGGGCGCCGUCAUUGGCUCCUUCCUCCGUAAACUGUCCCGAUUGGCUCAGGAGCAGGUUUCCAUAGCGACCAGCGUUGCAGACGAGGCUCUGGGUAACGUUCGCACCGUCAAGGCGUUCGCGAUGGAGGAGAGAGAGCUGCAGCUGUACUCUGCUGAGGUGCAGAAGUCCUGCGACCUCAACGAGAACCUGGGAACAGGGAUCGCCGUCUUCCAGGGUCUCUCCAACGUCGCCCUCAACUGCAUUGUGUUAGGAACCAUCUUUGCAGGAGGAACUCUGAUCUCCAGUAAUGAAAUGUCUCCGGGGGAUCUCAUGUCCUUCCUGGUGGCCUCUCAGACGGUUCAGAGGUCUUUAGCCAGCAUCUCCAUCCUCUUCGGACAGGUGGUGAGGGGAAUCAGUUCCGGCGCUCGUGUGUUCGAGUAUCUGUCGCUGGAGCCGAGCAUCCGGCUGGCGGGGGGAGGACGGAUCCCGUACCACUCUCUGACGGGACGUGUGGACUUCAUGAACAUCUCCUUCAGUUAUCCCACCAGACCGGGUCACGAGGUCCUGAAGAGGUUCAGCCUCACGCUGCCUCCCGGGAAAACCGUGGCCAUCGUCGGGGAGUCCGGAGGAGGAAAGUCCACGGUGACGUCUCUGCUGGAGCGGUUCUACGACCCCACCAGCGGGGUCAUCAUGCUGGACGGCCUCGACAUCCGGACCCUGGACCUGUGCUGGCUCCGCGGUCAGGUCAUCGGAUUCAUCAAUCAGGAGCCGGUGCUCUUCGCCUCUUCCGUCAUGGAGAACAUCCGCUUCGGCAAACCCGAGGCGAGCGACGCCGAGGUGAUGGAGGCGGCGAAGCAGGCCAACGCUCACGGCUUCAUCACGUCCUUCCCUGACGGGUACCACACCGUGGUCGGCGAGCGAGGCGUGACCUUAUCGGGGGGGCAGAAGCAGCGCGUGGCCAUCGCCCGCGCCCUCAUCAAGAACCCCAGCAUCCUGGUGCUGGACGAGGCCACCAGCGCCCUGGACGCCGAGUCGGAGCGCGUGGUGCAGGAGGCGCUGGACAGGGCCACCAGGGGGCGCACCGUGCUCAUCAUCGCCCACCGGCUCAGCACCAUCCAGGGAGCCGACCUCAUCUGUGUCCUGAGCAACGGCCGGGUGGUGGAGGCUGGGACUCACCUGGAGCUGCUCAGUAAAGGAGGACUUUAUUCGGACCUGAUCCGGAGACAGAGAGCCAGCGGACACUCAUAAACUCUCCAGCUGGUUUCACGGUUUAAUGCUAAUUUAUUGAGGCGAAGACAGAAGUGGACCAACAGCAGGAGAGCAGGACUGGACAGCUUCAGCAUGGACCUCGUCCUGCCUCCAGCAGCAGAAUCACUCACUGUAAAAAGCUCUUUUAAUGAUACAGUUUAUUUUACAGAGACAUGGAAUAGAUUGAUGAAUCCCUCACUGGGUCCAGUGAAACAAUGAACACCUUCAUAAAACAUUUAUUGA
This is a messenger RNA of Salarias fasciatus (jewelled blenny), 2452 nucleotides long. RefSeq names its product ATP-binding cassette, sub-family B (MDR/TAP), member 8 (gene abcb8). Gene Ontology annotation, biological process: oligopeptide export from mitochondrion. The record is from RefSeq and is a predicted model, not a curated record. Gene Ontology annotation, molecular function: ATP hydrolysis activity; ATP binding; ABC-type oligopeptide transporter activity. NCBI's taxonomy places the organism in Eukaryota, Metazoa, Chordata, Actinopteri, Blenniiformes, Blenniidae. The coding region runs from base 137 to 2209 and encodes 690 amino acids. Gene Ontology annotation, cellular component: mitochondrial inner membrane. The transcript is spliced from 16 exons.